UUCUCUAACUACUACUAAUAACAUCUGUACAACUACUACUACCCGCGAAAUUUCCGAAAGGUUAAUAAUGUCAAAAUGUCCUGCAACAAAUCCUGAACAAGACCUGCAAUAUGACAAUUUGCCAUAGAAAUUAUGGUAGGUGCUGUAUCUGGUCUACAGUUCUUUGAUGGUCUUCAUGAAAAGAAAUAGGAUUGGAUGACAUCAUGGGUGACAUAGCUCGGUUAGAGAAAGAAAAACGUAAGGCUCUAAAAAAGGAUGAUCUUCGUGAAGUUGCCUAUCUGUGUAAUCUACUAGGUCAAGAAUAUGUGAAGGAUGGAGAUUUUGAUGAAGCUCUUUCACAGCAUAAGGAAGAAGCAGGUAUAUGUGAAGCAUUGGCAGAUACAGUUGGUCUUGCUGUUGCCAUCCGGCAACUUGGUGAGGUAUAUUCCAAGAUUAGUAAUUGGGAUAAAGCUUUACACUAUUUGUAUCGUUACUUAGCUUUAGCCAAGGAGGCAGAGUCUCUAGUUGAACAACAGAGGGCUUAUGCCACCCUUGGGAGAACACACUAUCAAAGAGCAGAAGAUUUUGGUGUAAAUGGAGAUGUGAAGGAGCAAGACAAAUCUCUUACAGAAGCAGAAAAAGCCUUUUUACGAUCACUCUCCAUCUGUGAGAAUCUUAAAGGGUUGGUUGAUACACGAGAGCAUGGCCAAAUGCGAUGUCGACUUUAUUUGAAUUUAGGUUUAGUGUUGGACAGUCGCCGUAAUGAAAAGAAGGCCAAUCACUUUAUAGGCCAAGCUUUGGAUUUGUGUUCCAUGCAUGGCUUCCAUGAAGAUGCCUAUAAAUGUUAUUUAGCCUUAUCAGCACUACACUCUCGUUCAGGAAGAAUGCCUGAAGCACUUCAGGAUGGUCAACAGAUGUUAAAGUUGGCCAAAAAACUCAAUGAUAAAGAAUUGCAGUGUGAAAGCCAUGUUUUCCUUGCUGAAGUUCAUCUUACUAAUUCUGAUUAUGAAUCUGCCAAGAAAUGUUAUUAUAAAGCAUACAAACUAAAGCAUCCUUUACUGGAAGAGAGAAAAAAAAUUGAAAGUUCCUUGAAAACUGUUGUGAAACUGUGCAAUGUAGAAGAUUCCUUAAUUCUCAUGAAGGAUGACCAGUGCGAUGAAAAAUUGAAGAUGUAUGAAAGUUUAGGGGAUGGACUGGCAAAACUUGGCAAUUUUUCAAAGGCUCUUGAUUAUUAUAAACUUAUGCUUGAUUUAGCCAUGAAACUUGGUAAAGAGUCGUCGUUUCUUGUUCCUAUUUAUUCCUCACUUGCUCAGACAUACUCUGACAUUAAGCAGUAUGAUGAGGCAAAGGAUUAUUAUUGGAAGGAAUAUGAUGUUACUAUUAAUAAGGAUCCAGGUCAUGCAUGUAAGACCAUACUUAGUUUAGCCAAUUUUUGUGAAGAUAAAGGAGAGCAAUACAGUGAGCUGGAGAAAUUAUAUGUACAAGCAAAAGCAGCAGCCAUUAAAGCAAAUAAUAAGAAAUUAGAACAUAAAGCACUCUACAGACAGGCAAGCCUAAAAGGAAUACCAAUAGAGGUGAAGCUUCAGCUUGAAGCAGAGAUGGAGACACUGGCAGACACUAGUGGUUUUGAUCCAGAUGCUGAGUCUAGUGAUGAAGAGGAAAGUGAUGAUGAUGAGAUCGAUUUGGACUUUGUGUAUUUUUCUGACAGUGAAAAUGAUGGGGAGAAUUUUGACAGACCUCGACAAGCUAGGCAAAAGAAGACCACUAUUGUGAAGAGGAAUGAAAAAGGAGAAACAGCUUUACAUAAAGCCUGCAUUACAGGGAAUCUGAACAUGGUGAAGAAACUUAUAAUUCAAGGGCAUCCAAUAAAUCCAAGAGAUCACUGUGGCUGGCUUCCACUUCACGAAGCAGCCAAUCAUGGGUUUACUGAAAUUGUUAAUGCUUUGCUUGACGCAGGAGCCUGGAUUAAUGAUCGUGGAGGACGGGAGUGUGAGGGUAUUACUCCAUUACAUGAUGCAGCAGCAUGUGGGAAUAUUGAGGUUAUCAAGUUACUGAUGUCCCGUGGGGCAUCGGUUAUUAUUAAGGAUGAUCAUGGGACUACACCCCUUGAAUCACUAAUCAAUUUUCGGAAGAGGUCAAAUUUAACUAGGAAAGAGGAGCAAGAAUGCAUAGCAUUAGAGGAGGAAAUGAAAGCAAUAAUGAGUUGCACUGGCCACAAAAUACCAGAAUUAGCCACAAAGGUGACACAAAAGGGUAAAAGAUUUAGUGAUUCUUGUAACAUUAACAGUUCAAAUAAAUAUAGAAUAGAGAGACUUAAUUCCUCAGGUUCAGAUAAAAGUCAACAUACAACAGAAGAACCAAUGAAAACUAUUGCCACUGGUUUUAGAGAAUAUUCAGGAUAUGAAAGAGAUGAUUUACCAGACAUAGACAAUGAACCUUGUAAAGGAGUUGGGGAUGAAGAAAGUGACAUUUCUGAUCACAUAGGGGGAGAUUCAGAGGAAUAUUUGAACCCUUUACUGCAAGAUAUACAGCAAGAAAAUAAGUCAGCUACAGGAACAUACCUCAGUGCUAUUAGAAGUGUUGGUAGUGCAGCAAAGCGUUUACAGCUUAGAAAAACGGGAGAAUCUUCCUUUGGCAAAACUUUAAAAAAAGAGAAGAAGGGUGCAUUAGUUACAGAAUCUGAAGAUGUUGGUGAUGAUUGGUUAGAUGAUAAUAUAGGAAUUUCCUCAAAAAAAAGAAAAAGGACUGAAAAGUUUGAAUUUGAAUUCAGAGAAACCAAGAAAGAGAGGCGUGUACUAAAAGCAAAAAAUUCCCAAGAAAAACCUCCAAGUCGUUUGCAGAAAUCAUUUCAACCCAAACUGACAUCCAUGAUGCAAAAAACUUCAGAAGGCACGAGAGAUAAUGAAGAUGAUGUUGUAAUUGUGCCCGACACACCUGUAUCAGCAAUAUCAACAAGUGCAAUUAAUCUUGGUAAUAAAAUAAAUGGAACUGAUACUAGAAGUAACCCCAUUGCUACAAAUGGAGAAAAUAGUACAGCUGCUCAUGCCAGCUGUAGUGCAUUGCGAUUGCGAGUGCGUGUUCAGAAUAGAUUGUUGCUCGUUCCAGUAGCGGGUGGAGGCCAAGGUCGGACUGUAGAGUGGUUAGCUGCAGAAGUUACUCGCAGAUAUUAUCAACUUGCAGGGUUACGGCCUCAUCUUACACUGACAACGCAAGAUGGAGCUGUGUUAGACCCAAGUGAUCCAAUUGCAUUAGUUUUGCCUGCAGAACAAGCUGAACUACAGGCACAGGUUACAGGCUGGGAUCUUCCACCCCUUCCAGAAAGGUACUCACAAGCCUGUCAGUCCCUUGGAGUAGCUCCUGUGUCUUGUUUAACUUCUGCUCUUCAUCAGACUGAAGCAUCAACAUCUUUGGAUCUAAGUCGUAUGGGACGUUUAACAUCACAACUGCAUCCUGUUCUACGGGCAAUUCAGUGCCAGCAGUCUUUACAUAGUCUCAUUCUGUCUAAUUGCUGCCUUGGGGAUGAUGGUUUUGGUCACCUGAUGGAAGCCUUGCCUACCUUGCCCUCUCUGGAAAUUUUAAAUUUAAAAUGUACAUCACUAACAACAUCCAGUCUUCUCUCUUUAACAGAAGCUAUAUCUACAGGUGGACUGUUCUUGAAGAGUAUAGCUUGUUUAGACCUCGGUUAUAAUAAUUUUUCAGGGGCAAAGGUUUCAGACAUAGGAGUGUUGUUUAGUGUUUUGUCAUUGUCAUCCUUAUCUUUGAAGCAUUGUUAUUUAUCACUCACUGGCCAGCAUCAGCUACCAGUUACAUCAUCAGCAAUAAAAAAACUAGAACUUGAUUAUAACACUAUAUAUGAUGCUCCUCUGACAUCCUUGUUGUCAUGUGUUUCCCAGGUUUCACACUUGUCCCUCAGUGGUCUGAACUGUAAAAAUGAUGCUGAAGUUAAGGUCCGCCUUGGCUUAACUUUAGCAAAUGUUUUAGGUGCAGGUGAAGAGUGCCAUCUUGAAUUCCUUGAUCUGAGUUCAAGUGGUCUUACAGAUAUUGAUCUUGAAGACAUUUCAGCAUAUUUGUACCGUUGUCCUCGCCUGACUUCCAUAAAUCUCUCCCAUAAUAGCAAGCUUUCAUCAGCAUCCAUAAAUACAUUUUUGAAUGAACUGACCACAAAUAUGUUACUUCCAUUAAAAUCACUAAGCUUGCAUGGAAUCAAAUCUUCUACAGAAAUGAAUGCCAAAAUUGCAUCAGUAGUACAGCGUAAGGCAGCACAGCAGAAUAUGAUAAGUAAACUUUCUAUAACUCAGUCAGGUGAUAAUAAGAUGCUUGAAAAUAUAUGGAAAGCUCACAGUGCAGAAAGUGCAACCAUUUUGAAGAUUGAGAAGGAACUAUUUCUCUCGUGUUGAAAUACUUCAUGAUAAGCAAAUAUGUUUAUAAAGGAUGAAAUGCCCGAAGAGUGAUGGUUAACUUUAUGAAGUGUGAUAGUUAAACUUUAUGAAAUGUAAUUUUUUUGUUGCUGUGGGGACUGAGAGUGCCUUAUAUAUUGGAGCAAUAAAAUUUCAUUAAUGGCCAUGAGAACUGCUGAAAACUGUUACAGGUUUACUCUUUUCAAGUACUAAGAAAAUUUCAUUUGCUGAAUUAAAAGAAAAUUAGUUAUAUUGGUUCAUCUGAAUUAUUCUCUGUACCUUUUUUGUAGACACAGUAUUGUAACUUUAUUAUUUUUAUUAUUUUAAUUAGUUAUGGAGAUUACCAGGAGACUAAAACUUAUAUUUUUUUAUGUAUUACUAGAAAGUUCAUUUUCCUAAUAAUUUUUAUUUGUACAUAGUACUGCAUUAUGAAUUAAUAAAACUAUUUAUAUAGAAUUCUUUAUCAGACUUGUCUGUUUACUUGAUUUUAUUUUUGAAACUGUAAUUGAACCUGCCAAUUCCAUCAACAUUUUUGUUGUCCCAGUUACUGCAAACUUGUGUUGGUAAUUUCCUAUCAUUAAAAUUGCUCUAUUUUUCUUUUUAAAUUGGUUUGUAUUGUAAGAUAAAGAUUUUCUCCAUUUCA
Macrobrachium nipponense is the source of this 5019-nucleotide messenger RNA. RefSeq names its product tonsoku-like protein. Gene Ontology annotation, molecular function: protein binding. The coding region runs from base 204 to 4376 and encodes 1390 amino acids. The transcript has 2 exons. The record is from RefSeq and is a predicted model, not a curated record. Gene Ontology annotation, cellular component: nuclear replication fork. NCBI's taxonomy places the organism in Eukaryota, Metazoa, Arthropoda, Malacostraca, Decapoda, Palaemonidae. Gene Ontology annotation, biological process: replication fork processing; double-strand break repair via homologous recombination.